Chlorocebus sabaeus (green monkey) is the source of this 2777-nucleotide messenger RNA. The record is from RefSeq and is a predicted model, not a curated record. Lineage: Eukaryota; Metazoa; Chordata; Mammalia; Primates; Cercopithecidae.
CAUGCCAGAGGGGGGCGGGCGCGCUUCCUCGGGACUCGCCGGCUCGACCAGGCCCGGCCCGGCGCCGGGGACCUAAGCCUGGGGAGCGCCCGGGAGCGAGGACGCGCCUCGUUCACCGCCCCGGGCCGGAGCUUCGGCUGCCCGGCGCCGCCGCCCACCCCGCCUUUUUCGAGGCUAACACGGUCUCAUGGGGGAGCCUGAGCUCUCUAGAGGCGGAAAUCUGGCCUCUGGCCCUGCCUGUACCUCGGCCUCUCACUUUCCGCCUCCCGGCCCCGGUUCUUUCAGCUCUAAGAUGGAGGACGGCGGUAUCUGCCCUAUGCACAACGCAGGGUGAUUGCAGGGUUGACACUGCCUGUCUGAAAACGAAGGAGCUCUGGUUCUCAACCUGGCAGCCAGUAGAAUCGCUUGGGAAGCCUCCAAAUGCUGAUGCCCCAUCAUCACCGGGGAAUUGUGAUCUGUGGCCAGGACCGAGAUCCACGGGCCCAGAGUGAAAUGACAGUACUGUGAUCACGACUGGAAUAUGCACUUCGCCGAAUGUGGAUCACAGUCUUGAGAAAGCAAGCAGCUGGGUUUUUGUUUUUGUUUUUUGUCCAAGAAGACAGGGACCUAAUCUGGGUGGAAGAUGUCUAUGGAUGUGACAUUUCUGGGGACGGGUGCAGCAUAUCCAUCUCCAACCCGGGGUGCCUCUGCUGUGGUCCUUCGGUGUGAAGGCGAGUGCUGGCUCUUUGACUGUGGGGAGGGAACACAGACACAGCUUAUGAAAAGCCAACUUAAAGCAGGGAGAAUUACCAAGAUCUUCAUCACACAUCUUCAUGGAGACCAUUUCUUUGGCCUUCCUGGGCUCCUCUGCACAAUCAGCCUGCAGAGUGGCUCCAUGGUGUCCAAACAGCCUAUUGAAAUCUAUGGCCCUGUAGGGCUUCGGGACUUUAUCUGGCGAACCAUGGAACUCUCUCACACGGAGCUGAUCUUCCGUUAUGUGGUUCAUGAACUGGUUCCUACAGCGGAUCAAUGUCCUGCAGAAGAAUUAAAAGAAUUUGCACAUGUGAAUAGAGCAGGCAGUCCUCCCAAAGAGGAACAAGGAAGAACUAUCCUAUUAGACUCAGAAGAAAACUCGUACCUUCUGUUUGAUGAUGAACAGUUUGUUGUAAAAGCAUUUCGCCUCUUUCACAGAAUUCCCUCAUUUGGGUUUUCAGUCAUGGAAAAGAAACGCCCAGGUAAACUCAAUGCACAGAAACUAAAAGACCUUGGUGUUCCACCAGGUCCUGCCUAUGGGAAGCUGAAAAAUGGAAUUUCUGUUGUUCUGGAAAAUGGGGUUACAAUUUCUCCCCAAGAUGUCUUAAAAAAGCCUAUUGUUGGAAGAAAAAUCUGCAUAUUGGGUGACUGCUCUGGGGUUGUGGGUGAUGGAGGAGUAAAGCUGUGUUUUGAAGCAGACCUGUUGAUUCACGAAGCGACCCUGGAUGAUGCCCAGAUGGACAAAGCAAAGGAGCACGGCCACAGCACACCACAGAUGGCAGCCACAUUUGCAAAGUUGUGCCGUGCAAAGAGGCUGGUUCUGACUCACUUCAGUCAGAGGUACAAACCAGUUGCCUUGGCCAGAGAAGGAGAAACAGAUGGCAUUGCAGAACUAAAAAAGCAAGCUGAAUCAGUGUUAGAUCUCCAAGAAGUGACUCUAGCAGAAGAUUUUAUGGUGAUAAGCAUUCCCAUCAAGAAAUGAAACCAGUGUUCCUGGGUGCAUACUGACAUGUCUGUGAAUAUGUUACUGAACCUACAGUCCAGUUUUUUAUUUCUUGUUUUAGUCUGAGAUUAUUUGGGUCUUAAUAAUCCUAAAAAGAAUGGAGCUGCAUUGAUGAAUUGGCUCAGUAUUUAAAGGGAGCAAGCUUUUUGAUAAUAAAUCUUUUUAAGAGAAAAAAAACCCCAGCAUCCUUUUUAAAGUCCAGAUUUGACAAAAUGAUAGACUAUUCAGGUAUACGUCUCAUUUUGUGCUGCUACCACAGAUAGCCAAUAUUCCAUGCAGUCCUGGGUUUAGCUUCUGCCCAGCUUUAUUGCUGCUAUUGGCAAAGAGCACAGGACUCAGCCCUCGUGGCUAAAAAUGGUAUUUUGGCAGUUUGUAUUGAAUCUGUUUGUGUUAUUAACAGAAUAAGGAGAAAUGUCAUGAAACGCUGGACACGCAGGAUUGACGAUAGCAUGACCAUAGCUUUGCUGGAAUACUGAAUGCAGGGUUUGGCUAGGUGUUUAUUUUCACAUUUUAUUGAACUUUCUGUUUGUCUCUUAACCCAUAGUUCUCAGCUUGGGUGACACUGCUCCUCUGGAAGCAGGUUUGAAAUUAUGGGGAUGUUUUCUUGUCACAGUGACUGAGUAUGGUGGGGGUGGGUGGUGGUGGUGGUGGUAGUGGUGGUAAUGGUGGUACUACUGCUACUGGUAUUUAGUCAGCAGGGAUCAGGGAUGCUAGAUGUCCUGCAAAGUUUUGGUCAGUAAUGUACAAUAAAGAAUCAUCUCACCCUGAAAUGCAAAUUGCAGACCCAUUGAGAUACGCAGCAAGUUAAAGUUUAUACUCUUGAUGUGAAUAUAGUUUACCAAAAUUAGUGACAUAAUGAGUCAAAUUACUAGGUAAGUCAAAUCCAAAAGAGUGAAUAUGUUAGAAUUGCAAUGUCAUACCAAAUAACAUUCAAAAGAAAUGAGCCAUCAAGUGAAGCUUAUGACCCUGGAGGUAAAAAAUGCUUAUCUAUUAAACUAAGGUUUCAUUUAUGUGUCCCUAUUAAUAAACAUUAUUUGCCCAA